AUGUCAGAUGUGCAAGUUCUGGAGGCCAAAACAGCUCCCUAUGUCUAUCUGGUGAACGGAAGGCACCAAUGUGAAGGUCGUGUUGAGAUCUACUACCGAGGACAGUCGGGGACAGUCUGUGAUGACUUCUGGGACCUCGCGGACGCCCAGGUUGUGUGCAGGCAGGUGGGAUGUGGCAAGGCCAUUGCAGCUCUAGGAAGUGCCUACUUCGGGCAAGGCUCGGGUGACAUCGUGCUGGACAACGUGAGGUGCAGCGGGAAUGAGGUGUCCUUGCUGCGCUGCAAUCACACGGGCUGGAGGAUCCACAACUGUGCCCACUAUGAAGAUGCUUCUGUUGUCUGUUCAGGGCGCAGCGUGCGGCUGUCGGGCGGCAGGAACGGCUGCGAGGGCCGCGUGGAGCUGUACGACGGCAGCUCCUGGGGGACGGUGUGUGACGACCAGUGGGACCUGCAGGAUGCCCAGGUGGUGUGCCAGCAGCUGGGCUGUGGCCAGCCCGUGGCUGCACUGGACACUGCACACUUUGGCCUGGGCUCCGGCCGCAUCUUCCUGGACGACGUGCAGUGCCGCGGGGACGAGCCCUCCCUCCAGAUGUGCCGGCACAACGGCUGGGGCGUGCACAACUGCGGCCACGUGGAGGAUGCCAGUGUCAUCUGUGCAGCUGCCAAUCCAACCCCUCCUGCUCAGUGGCCGUACACAACAGGGCCCAGCGUGCGGCUGUCGGGCGGCAGGAACGGCUGCGAGGGCCGCGUGGAGCUGUACGACGGCAGCUCCUGGGGGACGGUGUGUGACGACCAGUGGGACCUGCGGGAUGCCCAGGUGGUGUGCCAGCAGCUGGGCUGUGGCCAGCCCCUGGACGCCCCACAAAAUGCACACUUUGGCCUGGGCUCCGGCCGCAUCUUCCUGGACGACGUGCAGUGCCGCGGGGACGAGCCCUCCCUCCAGAUGUGCCGGCACAACGGCUGGGGCGUGCACAACUGCGGGCACGGGGAGGAUGCCAGUGUCAUCUGUGCAGCCAAGCUGAGCUCCCCUGAUAGGGCCAGGGCAGAGUCCUACAGCUUGAAUUUUCACGACCAUGUUCAUGACCAUGUCCAGUCCGUGUCCGUAAACUGCCACAAGCCUCACUUCCCUUUUGUUCACUCCUUCUUCUUCUUUGCAGAAGCCAAUCCAAGCGCUCCUUCUCAAUGGCCACUCACAACAGGGCCCAGCGUGCGGCUGUCGGGCGGCAGGAACGGCUGCGAGGGCCGCGUGGAGCUGUACGACGGCAGCUCCUGGGGGACGGUGUGUGACGACCGGUGGGACCUGCAGGAUGCCCAGGUGGUGUGCCAGCAGCUGGGCUGUGGCCAGCCCGUGGAUGCCCCACGGAAUGCUCGCUUUGGCCCGGGCUCCGGCCGCAUCUUCCUGGACGACGUGCAGUGCCGCGGGGACGAGCCCUCCCUCCAGAUGUGCCGGCACAACGGCUGGGGCGUGCACAACUGCGAGCACGUGGAGGAUGCCAGUGUCAUCUGUGCAGGGGUCCAGCACAGCACCACUGACCACCACAGAAGAACUGCCUACCUCAGCAAAGAGCAGCACACCAGCAGCCCUGUCACAGUGGCUCAUGUGGGCAGAGCAGAGGGCAGAGCUGGUGUGAACCUGUCCUUGUGCCGUGUGCCAGGGCCCAGCGUGCGGCUGUCGGGCGGCAGGAACGGCUGCGAGGGCCGCGUGGAGCUGUACGACGGCAGCUCCUGGGGGACGGUGUGUGAUGACCGGUGGGACCUGCGGGAUGCCCAGGUGGUGUGCCAGCAGCUGGGCUGUGGCCGGCCCCUGAGCGCCCCAGGCAACGCUCGCUUUGGCCCGGGCUCCGGCCGCAUCUUCCUGGACGACGUGCAGUGCCGCGGGGACGAGCCCUCCCUCCAGAUGUGCCGGCACAACGGCUGGGGCGUGCACAACUGCAGGCAUGGGGAGGAUGCCAGUGUCAUCUGUGCAGCUCCCCAGCCAACCCCUCCUCCUCAACAGCCACUCACAACAGGGCCCAGCGUGCGGCUGUCGGGCGGCAGGAACGGCUGCGAGGGCCGCGUGGAGCUGUACGACGGCAGCUCCUGGGGGACGGUGUGUGACGACCGGUGGGACCUGCGGGAUGCCCAGGUGGUGUGCCAGCAGCUGGGCUGUGGCCGGCCCCUGAGCGCCCCAGGCAACGCUCGCUUUGGCCCGGGCUCCGGCCGCAUCUUCCUGGACGACGUGCAGUGCCGCGGGGACGAGCCCUCCCUCCAGAUGUGCCGGCACAACGGCUGGGGCGUGCACAACUGCAGGCACGGGGAGGAUGCCAGUGUCAUCUGUGCAGCUCCCCAGCCAACCCCUCCUCCUCAACAGCCACUCACAACAGGGCCCAGCGUGCGGCUGUCGGGCGGCAGGAACGGCUGCGAGGGCCGCGUGGAGCUGUACGACGGCAGCUCCUGGGGGACGGUGUGUGACGACCGGUGGGACCUGCGGGAUGCCCAGGUGGUGUGCCAGCAGCUGGGCUGUGGCCGGCCCCUGAGCGCCCCAGGCAACGCUCGCUUUGGCCCGGGCUCCGGCCGCAUCUUCCUGGACGACGUGCAGUGCCGCGGGGACGAGCCCUCCCUCCAGAUGUGCCGGCACAACGGCUGGGGCGUGCACAACUGCAGGCAUGGGGAGGAUGCCAGUGUCAUCUGUGCAGCUCCCCAGCCAACCCCUCCUCCUCAACAGCCACUCACAACAGGGCCCAGCGUGCGGCUGUCGGGCGGCAGGAACGGCUGCGAGGGCCGCGUGGAGCUGUACGACGGCAGCUCCUGGGGGACGGUGUGUGACGACCGGUGGGACCUGCGGGAUGCCCAGGUGGUGUGCCAGCAGCUGGGCUGUGGCCGGCCCCUGAGCGCCCCAGGCAACGCUCGCUUUGGCCCGGGCUCCGGCCGCAUCUUCCUGGACGACGUGCAGUGCCGCGGGGACGAGCCCUCCCUCCAGAUGUGCCGGCACAACGGCUGGGGCGUGCACAACUGCAGGCACGGGGAGGAUGCCAGUGUCAUCUGUGCAGGCACAUAUAGCUCAAGUACACUUUUGUAAGUAGAUUCUUUCCCAUUUCUUUCUGCAGCUCCUUAUUUUUGUGGUGGCUCAGUCUCAGAUUCCUCUGGGGUGCUGCAGAGUCCCAACUAUCCUGGAAAUUAUCCAAACGACGCUGACUGCGUGUGGGAAAUACAAGUAGAGAACAAUUUCCGUGUAACGCUCACAUUUAGAGAUAUUGUGAUGCAAAGCAGGACGUGCCAGCAUGACUACAUUGAAGUCUAUGAUGGACCUCUCCACUCUUCCCCUCUUCUUGGGAGAUUCUGUUCUGGUUCCUUUCCCACAUACGUGUCCUCUUCGAACAUGAUGAGUGUUCGCUUCCACAGCGAUUCCAGAUACUCCUUCAGAGGGUUUCAGGCUCACUACUCCUCCAUUCCAGCAGGUCACAACACCACCAUUCAGUGCUUGCCGGACUACAUGCACGUAGUGGUCAGCAGAGACUACCUCCAGUCUCAGGGCUACUCAGCUCAGAGGGUCACCCUGAACGACAACCGCUGCAGACCGACAGUCACGUCACAGGAGGUUGUAUUCAACAUUCCCUACAACAGCUGUGGGACAAUACAAGAGGAGAACAACGACACAAUCAACUACUCCAACACCAUCAGCGUCUCAUCUUCCGGGUACAUUAUCAAGAGGAAAAAGAACACCAACUUGCACGUCAGCUGCAAAAUGCUGAGGAAGAGCUGGCAGCAGGUGAUGUACGCUGCUGAGGACACCGUGGAUGUGAACGAGUACCAGUUUGGAAGAUACAACAUGAACAUCACCUUCUACGAUUCCCCAGCGUUCCAGCGGCAAGUGCGCGGCUCUCCCUACUACAUCGACCUCAACCAAAACCUCUACCUCCAAGCCUGUCUUCACAGCUCGGACCCAAACCUGAAGGUGGUUGUGGACACGUGUGUGGCAUCACCUGACCCUCGUGAUUUUAACACACUGGCCUAUUACUUAGUCAGGAAUGGGUGUCCUAGAGAUUCUUCCUAUGCCACAUACUACUCCCCUUCCAGCCACUUUGCUCGGUUCAAGUUUAACGCCUUCGAGUUCAUGAGCCGGCACCCGUCAGUGUACCUGAAGUGCCAGAUGCUGGUCUGCAGGCUCGGGGACUACUCCUCCCACUGCUACCGGGGCUGCAGCUCCAGGGUCAAGAGAGACACCAGCUCUGCUGAGGAAAAAGUGGAUGUGGUGGUUGGACCCCUUCAGCUCCGAGGAGGGGACGCUCCGAGUGGGAUCACCGCGAAAGCCGAAUGAAUUUCUCUCACGUUUGCUCCAGGAUGACCAACGGGCUUCAAGAAAGCCACAGCUCUGUCGUCUGUCACUGAAAUCUGCUUUUGCCAACUUUGCCAUAAAAAGGAAGAGAUCCACACCUUGCCAGCUUCUGCUUUCACCCACGUUUUUAUAAAAGUGGAACUUCCCAGGCUGUCCCAAAGGAGAGUUUCCUGUAAUCCUUUUUAGUGCUAUAACUCCUUGAAUUGUGCUAAUUAGCUCCAGUCUGAUUGUGAAUUUGAUGGCACUUGGGGAUAUGGUUUAUUGGUGGACUUAUUUGUGCUAGUUUAAUGGUAGGGCUCAAUAACCUUAAAAGUCUUUUCUAACCUAAAUGAUCCCAUGAUUCCAUGGCAGCCAGCUGGGAGCAAACUCCCAGCUUUCUUGAGAAAUAUUUCAUUCCCUCAGUUGUUUUCUGCUCAUGAAGUUUACUUAGUUGAGUUGUCAUCCCUGCUAAUAUGAAGCCUGUCCAAAUAGUUGAAAGCAAUGAAUCUGUGAGCUUGCUUAUUUCUGACUUUGAUCUGGGAGCCAUCCCUUUAACACUGGAACUCUCUGUGCCUUGACCUUCAAUAUGCUGAGAUCAAACCCCAGGAACUUUCACUUGUAGGGCUGAGCUCUUCUAGCAACCAGAAUUGUGGCUAUACAAUAUUCUAAUUACUCUGAGUAUUGCUUUUAGUGCUAUAUUUCUCAUUGAAACAAGGAUGGGUCUGUGCUUAUUGAUAAAAUACAGAGAUUUCCAAGCUAAAAUUAAUCUGUUUUGUGAGCAGUGUAAUUUAUAAUCAAAGGAAGGAAGGUUUACAAAGCAAUAAAUCUAUUUUGUCUCUCAAAUUAAUGUUUCUGUGCUUAAAAUAAGAAUGUUUUACUGUGUUGAAGAGUGCUGUCUGUUUGAUUAAAAAUUCCAAGUGGUGG
Messenger RNA from Vidua chalybeata, 5217 nucleotides. RefSeq names its product deleted in malignant brain tumors 1 protein-like. The record is from RefSeq and is a predicted model, not a curated record. NCBI's taxonomy places the organism in Eukaryota, Metazoa, Chordata, Aves, Passeriformes, Viduidae. Gene Ontology annotation, cellular component: membrane. The transcript has 22 exons.